AUGCCCGCAGCAAAAGAUUGGGAAAGAAAGACUCAAGUCUGUCGUGAUAUUCUUGAGAACUCUAUCUCCAAGCAAUGGCUUCUCCCUGCAGAUAAACUUCCGACAAAGCAGCAAUACAACGUCACUGACAUCCCCUAUACAUGUGGCAGUCUUUCCGCUGAGGAGCUCCACAUGACCGAACAAACCGCUGCUGGACUUUUGAGCAAAUAUCAGUCUGGUGCAUGGAAACUCAACUUUGCCACUGAGUUUCUCACGGAUGAAGCGCUGGAAACAGCUAAGCUUCUUGACAAGCAUUUUGAGUCUACAGGCAAGCUGUUUGGUCCGCUUCAUGGCAUUCCUAUCAGCGUCAAAGAACACGUCUCGUAUGGUGGCAAGAUUACUCACGCUGGUUUCGUGAGCGAGAUCGACAACGUAGCCAAGCAAGAUGCGCUGAUUAUUCAGCUACUCAAGAAGGCAGGUGCAGUUUUCACUGUACGAACCAAUCAGCCACAGUCUCUGAUGCACCUGGAUUGUGAGAACAAUAUCACUGGAACAACCCUAAAUCCCUACCAUCUGAAGCUGUCCCCUGGUGGGUCAUCAGGUGGAGAAGGAGCGUCAAUGGGAUUCAAGUGUGCUGUUCUCGGCGUUGGCACAGAUAUUGGUGGCAGUAUUCGUGCGCCCGCUGCAUUCAACAACUCUUAUGGACUUCGACCUACCACCCUGCGCAAUCCUACUCUGGGUCUUCAUGGCGUGCUUGGUGGACAGGAGAGUAUCAAAGGAGUCAUCGGCCCAUUGGGUCAGAGCAUCGAUGAUCUUUGGCUAUUUCAAAAGUCAUUGAUCGACCAGAAUCCUCAGGAGAUUGAUACUACUUUAAUUCCAUUGCCAUGGAGGGGAGACCUGGAUACACCUAAAGACAUCACCGUCGGCAUCAUGAUGACUGACGGCGUAGUCAAACCGCACCCUCCUAUCAUCCGCGCACUCGAGACCGCCAAAUCCAAGCUCCAGUCUGCUGGAGUCAAAGUUGUCAGCUGGGAUAACUACAAGCACGAUCAUGCUUGGGAUAUUGUCUCAGCUUUGUACUUCCNNCCCGACGGCGGCAGACGUAUCGAAGAGGCUCUCGCGGCUUCUGGCGAACCCAUGCUACCACUCACCCGCCAUGCCUUGAACUAUUCCAAAGCAAUCUCAAUCUCUGAAAAUUGGGAUCUCAACGUUAUGCGUGAAGCAUAUAGACGUGAGUAUCAUGCUCUGAUGAAGGAGAAGGGUGUCGAUGUCAUCUUGUGUCCUGCGUAUAUGGGUGCAGGUGUUAAGCAGCACGGCGCAAAGUACUGGGGCUACACCAGUCUUUGGAACAUCCUUGACCAACCGGCUGUGGUGUUCCCCACUGGCAUGGCUGUAGACAAGAAUGUGGAUGUAGUAGAGGAAGGGUACUCGGCUCUCAAUGAGAAAGACAAAGCUGAAUAUGAAGCUUNNGUAAAACUGUUCGAUGGUGUUCCGAUCACUCUUCAGCUUGUGGGCAAGCACUAUCACGAUGAGGAUCUUUUGAGAGCAGCCAAACUGGUGGAGAACGUGAUCAAAAGCUAG
Aureobasidium vineae is the source of this 1560-nucleotide messenger RNA. NCBI's taxonomy places the organism in Eukaryota, Fungi, Ascomycota, Dothideomycetes, Dothideales, Saccotheciaceae. The record is from the annotation of a GenBank genome assembly.